Meleagris gallopavo (turkey) is the source of this 1013-nucleotide messenger RNA. The record is from RefSeq and is a predicted model, not a curated record. Lineage: Eukaryota; Metazoa; Chordata; Aves; Galliformes; Phasianidae.
UACUUGGGCUCGACCCCUCUUCCCUUUACAGCUCUGGGUACCCACGUCCCACCAUGGUUACCACCACGGCGCCGCCGCCCUUCCUGACUCGAAUUUCUGCGGGCACCGAAGAUCCCCGGCGGCUGCCCUCGACGCUCCUCCAGCACCUCAGGCGAGGGGAAAACAACUGUGAGAACCAGCCCAGCUGCUGCCUGGCGGGUCCGGGGGGCAGCGCGCGGCCCGCGCUGAAGAGAGUGAGGCGGAGGAAGGGCAAGAUCCGGCCGGGCCCCGCCGGGCUCCUGCCGAGCCGUUACCAGCAGUUCCAGCAGCACCGCGCCGGCCUGGGCAGAAGGACGCCGCUGGGAGCGCACGGCCCGGCCGAACUCGGCGCUCCCGUCGCCUCAACUGUCUCUGCCGGUCCCGGCUUCGCGGCGACCCCCGCCGAGGAGUCCCUCGCACCCACCCCCUCCAGACCCGCGCCCAGCAGACCCCUCAGGGAAGAGUUCUUGAAGAACAAGAUGGGAAAGACAGAGAAGGCUGCCACUCCCCACGGCCAGCCCGUUCACGGUUUACAUCUGUGUGAACAACCAAAGAUUAACAGGCAGAAGAAUAAAUGUAAUGUGCCGCUGACAAAGAUCACCUCGGCAAAAAAGAUAGAGAACUUUUGGCAAGAUUCGGUACCGCCAGAAAUCAUUCAGAAGCAGGAGAAAAAGCCACUUAAAAACACAGAGAACUUCAGAAAUGCCAAGUCCAAGAAACCCAUCACCCUCACAGAUGCGAACCAAAAAGAAAAUUAUGCUGGGGCGAAAUUCAGUGACCCACCAUCUCCCAGUGUCCUCCCAAAGCCCCCCAGCCACUGGGUGGGGGGCACAGCUGAGCUGUCUGACCAAAACAGGGAGUUGAUGGCAGUCCAUCUAAAAACUCUCCUCAAAGUUCAGGUGUAGUUUCCAAGCUCUCUGAAUAGCUGCGAAGCAAACUCCAUCCAGGAAACUUACACAUGCCUUGUUGCAAACAAAAAAUUAAAAAAAAAAAUU